Ilyonectria robusta is the source of this 3066-nucleotide messenger RNA. RefSeq names its product mediator complex subunit MED14-domain-containing protein. The transcript has 3 exons. Gene Ontology annotation, molecular function: transcription coregulator activity. The record is from RefSeq and is a predicted model, not a curated record. Gene Ontology annotation, cellular component: mediator complex; core mediator complex. Gene Ontology annotation, biological process: regulation of transcription by RNA polymerase II. Lineage: Eukaryota; Fungi; Ascomycota; Sordariomycetes; Hypocreales; Nectriaceae. The coding region runs from base 1 to 3066 and encodes 1021 amino acids.
AUGAACGAUCUUCCUGACGAAAUUCGCCACAUCCGGCAGGGCUUCAUCCCCAUUUCGCUGCUUCUCACCCGACUCGCUCAAUCGACGCAUAACUCCCUCCAGGACAAGAUCGCCGACCUAGCUAAGAUGGCCGUUCCGGCAAAUGCCCUUAACGGAAACGCCGCCUUUCCUACCAGCGUCGCGGACGACUCGUCUAGCGAAAACAUGAAGAAGAAGGCUGCGAUAUUGAAUUUCGCCCAAGACAUGCACGCCAAAUGGGUCAAGGCUCUCGUCAUCACGGAAUGGAGCAGGAAAUCCGAGAUGGUCAGCAAACUCAUCGACCUCAAGUUUCACAUCGAUCAACAACGCAUACUUUUCGACGCAGCCUUGGACAACAUUGUAAAUGUCAAGCGGGAUUUGACUUUUGCUCGCAUGCCCAGCCCCGAUCUGAAGACAGCUCUUCAGGUUCUCUCAACCGGAAAAGCUGCGUGGAUGCCGGAUCUUCAGUACAUUGAGCCACCAGCGUUGACGCCGGACGAGCAAAUCAAGUGGAUUAAUGACCUCAACACAUUAUUAUCCUUACGAUUGAACCUAGAAGACUUCGACAAAAUUCCUUACCACUUCCGGAACUACGAGAUUGGCUCUGGCCGAGUCACUUUCAAAGUCCCUGGCGAAUUCGAAGUCGACCUCACCAUCGCAGACGAAGAUUUUGAAAAACAAUUUUGGUUUAUUGAUUUCAGAUUUACCUUUAACCCAUCAGCAUCAGUACUCCCCGAAUCCUUGAAAAACUACCUAGAGGCAUAUGUCAAUGAAGUCCUCAGCAAGGAUGGCCUAGCCGGUUGUUAUCAGUUCCUUCACGAGUUUGUCCUGACACACAAGCUGAACGAGUUGAAACGCCAAGCUCUCCAGUUGAGCAAGAACUCUUGGACUGGCACACUCAUGGUCGAACCUUUGAACCGAGCUCUCGCAAUCCAAUACUGGACUUCUCGGACUCCUCCAACUGGCCCGAAAAGCUGGGUUUUGAUCGCGGUGAACAGCGGUCGCAAACAGAAUGGUCAAGUGAAUCCGAAAGCAUCGAGCUCCUUGAUGGCGAAGUGGUAUCGGGACAACAAGGAGGUGAAUGACACAGAAAUCCCGCUGGAUUGCGAAAACCUAUCAACAGAGACGCUCCUCCGAACUGUUGUGGGUCGCCACAUCGACUACAUUCUCAGUAGCAUUCACAGCAAACUUCAAAUGGCCCCGCGGUUCCGCAAUCGCGAGGCUGGCAUGGUCUUGCGCGUUUCCCAAUCCGACCCGGCCAACUCGUCCUUGACCAUGCAUGUCGGAUACAGCGACAGCGCAUCUUUGGUAAUGGAGCCGACAACGGGUCUCUUCGCUGUCAAGCCACACUCGAAGUUUACAAUUCAAUCCGAACACCAACUCAACAAUGGAAAGAAUCCGGCAGAAGAUGGUGUGUCCUGUCUGGAAAAUGUCAGGUGCGGGUUUAUGGAAGACGAACUCAACCGCCGAGGAAGCACAAUGGGAUGGAUUACCAAGAAGUGCCCUCUCAGCAACGAGGAGCUCAGAUCUGUCGUCAAAACCCGGGAGUGGACGAGGACCAUAUGGCUCCAGAGAGAUGGAUGGGAGCCAAACUGGUUUGUUAUGGUGAUGCUCAGCCUCAGCGGCGACGAAUGGUGGCUUCUUGAGGUGAAUCGGAAUGUCCCGAAUCAUGCCCCGAGAUUCCAAGCCAGGCUGCCGCUGAACAAGGGACACCCUAAUCUAUCAGAUGGCUUCUGGAACAAUCUGACAUUGUUCUCCACUGGUAUGAUCGCGCAGUCGGUGGACAUGCGUGAGCUUCAUCGAAAUCAUAUCAAGAGCAGGCCAAACGGCAGUCGGAACUGGGCCCUCCCGCAGCAAAUCCGGCUUCCUUCCAUCGAGAUUGCUCUCUCGGGCAUCUUCCCAUCUAUGGUGUUCGAUAGCGUGGAAAAGGAGACGCCAAAGGUCAUGAAGACUCAAACCAACCCCGAUCUCGAGAACACUGAGUUGGCAUCCAUGGUGCGACCGAGCACUGGCCUUAAUCUUUCCACAAAGCAACCAUGGGCGAACGACAUUGUUGCAAUCAAAUUCAAGGGGGUCAAAUCACCAAAGAAGAUGACAGUGUCCCCUGACGGCACUAAAUCCGACAGUCUCCUCACGUGUGUAUCUGAUGGCUUGAUCAGAGUUCGCAGACCUGCCAAGUUUGCCGCACUGAAGGGAAUGGUCGACCGCGACGUCUCGUACAAUCCCCAGAGAGGCGAGUUCUGUCUGCGCAUACAUCAUGGUAUCGGGCAACCGAUUCUAUCUACUCUAAAAUCUCGAGUCAAGGCUGUCGAUCGAUUCGUCAACUUCUUGGAAUCGAUGGACAAGGCAAAGGGAACCAUCCAGAGUGAGUCGGUGACUCUGAGAGAGGUGACCUUUUCAUACGCCGAGCCGGUUCAAGAUAUAAAUGACAGCACCACCGGGCCACCAAAACGGUGGCGAGUGGUAUUGGAUCUGUCCAAGGAUGAGAUUGACGUUAGACUCGAGAUGGGUAACCCUCAUUUGAGAGUUGUCGAUCUGAUGCAGAGUCUUGUGAACAGUGAAGGCGGCAUCGAGGCCCUGAUGGUUUGGCUGUCAGCGUCUCUGCCUGCCUUGAGGGCAAUCGAAAACAUCGACACGGCAUGGGCGAGCAUCCAAGCCCAGCAAAGGGGCUAUGUCGAAUUCUCCAUGAAGACUAUCGAUUGGAUGAGCAUCCGGUACACCCUGGCAGGGCCAGGCGGAGCCCCUCAACAAUCAAAGCGACAGAUCACCCUCGAGGUCCGAAUGAAGGUCCGCCGUGGCGAGCCUUGGUGGCAUGUCUGGCGCUCCACCUUGGGAACAGGCGCUUCUCUCGACGACGACGUCACAGCAGCGCUCAAGCCCAUCUGGGAGAGCAAGGGCGAAGACUGGCACGGCCUUACUUCGAGCGCUGCUGCUAAGCCGAGCAGAGGCGUGGUGAACAUGAUGGCGGCUAUCGACGACGCCAUCCGGCCGCUGGCUGAGGCGUCUUUCAGCGGAGGUGAUGAUUCCCAGGUCGUAGUUAUUGACUAG